This is a messenger RNA of Rubroshorea leprosula, 2449 nucleotides long. The record is from the annotation of a GenBank genome assembly. NCBI's taxonomy places the organism in Eukaryota, Viridiplantae, Streptophyta, Magnoliopsida, Malvales, Dipterocarpaceae.
GUCUCCAUUUCUUUUUCUUCACUAGCAUUUCCUUAUUUAUUAUACUCAAUUCCCAAGUUUACUUCUUUUUUUUUUUUUUUUUCUCGUAAUUUGAUUCCUUAAUUCUUUGAUUUUGAUUCACACUGCAUUUUUCUAUGUCUGGGAUUUGGAGAUGGAGGAAGCUCAAGGACCUUCCUUUCCUGGCGUCUUCUACCCACCACAAUUCUCGCUUCAUCUCUACCCAUAUCAAUCACUUGAACAUCGGAUCCCACCGCCGGAGGGAGUCCCUCAUCGGGAUUCAGGAACGGUACAAGUGGGACAGCGGCGGUGGGAACGACAAUAGUGGGAAUGGGAAUACCCCUUCUCGGGAUUACAGAAGUACCACGCGGAAGAUCAGGGCCGAGGUCAAUUGCCCUCGAUGUUUCAAGCAAAUUGAUCUGCUUUUCACCAAUCGCAACAAUAUCUUCCCUCCGGAGAUUGUCACGGGGGUUACUGAGAAUUCCUCCGAUGAGAGUAACGGCGGUGGUUCUACUAAUUACGGGGCUGUUAAUAUCUGCCCCAAUUGCAAAACCGCCUACCAUUUCCGUCCUGACCGGACUUCUCCUCUCCAGGGUACCUUCGUGGAGAUCGGCAGGGUCAACCAUCAUGGUAAUAAUGGUAAAUACAACAAGACUACAAAAAAUGGUGCUGAACAGGAUUCUAUCAAAGCUAUUAUUAGUGAUACUAAUAGGUUGAAGAUGUCGUUUUGGAACACUUUGAGAUCUUACGGGACUGACCCCCCUGAGAAUUGUCCACCGCCGUCUACGGGGAAUGGGCUGGCCGUGCACACCCCGCCCGGUCCGCCUUUUGCUCCUGGUGUUAACGUGAUACGGGCAACGGGGCCGAGGGAAGGUGGUGGCUCAAGUGGUGGUGGUAAUGGUGGAGGAGAGAAGAGUGGCGGAUGGUGGGGCGGGGCUAACUUGGGGAAGGAUUUACCUACGCCAAAGGAAAUUUGCAAGGGCUUGGACAAGUUUGUAAUUGGCCAAGAAAGAGCUAAAAAGGUGCUUUCUGUGGCUGUUUAUAACCACUAUAAAAGAAUAUACCAUGCCUCCUUGCAGAAAGGGUCAGGAGAAGAAUCAGGAAGUUCAGAAACAGUUGAUGAUGACGAUAAUGUGGAGUUAGAAAAGAGCAAUGUUCUCUUGAUGGGCCCAACUGGCUCAGGGAAGACUUUACUUGCAAAAUCACUGGCUCGAUUCGUGAAUGUGCCAUUUGUCAUUGCUGACGCGACGACUUUGACACAGGCUGGUUAUGUGGGUGAGGAUGUUGAAUCGAUAUUGUACAAACUACUCAUGGCAGCUGAGUUCAAUGUACAAGCAGCUCAACAAGGAAUAGUUUACAUUGAUGAAGUUGACAAGAUAACAAAGAAGGCUGAGAGCUUAAACAUCAGCAGAGACGUUUCUGGGGAGGGUGUUCAACAGGCAUUAUUGAAAAUGUUGGAAGGAACUAUCGUGAAUGUGCCUGAGAAAGGGGCAAGGAAGCAUCCUCGGGGAGAUAACAUACAGAUAGAUACAAAAAAUAUCCUUUUUAUAUGUGGUGGAGCAUUUAUCGAUCUUGACAAAACCAUUUCAGAGAGACGCCAAGAUUCUUCAAUUGGGUUUGGAGCACCUGUUCGUGCUAACAUGAGAGUUGGUGGGGUAACAAGUUCUGUAGUGACAUCAUCCUUGCUUGAAUCGGUUGAAAGUUCCGAUCUUAUUGCAUAUGGUCUCAUACCAGAAUUCAUUGGUCGCUUUCCAAUAUUAGUCAGUUUGUUAGCCUUGACCGAGGAUCAACUGGUUCAGGUGCUCACAGAACCAAAAAAUGCUCUUGGUAAACAAUACAAGAAGUUGUUCAGCAUGAACAAUGUGAAGCUACAUUUUACAGAGAAAGCAUUGAGACUGAUUGCCAAAAAGGCAAUGGCUAAAAAUACAGGUGCAAGGGGUUUAAGAUCCUUAAUAGAAAACAUUCUAAUGGAAGCCAUGUAUGAGAUUCCAGAUCCUAAGACAGGAAGUAAUAUAAUAGAUGCUGUUGUGGUGGACGAGGAAUCAGUGCGCACAGAAAAUGCCCCCGGUUGUGGUGGGAAAAUUCUUCAUGGAGAUGGUGCAUUGGAGCGUUUCCUUGCAGAAAUAAACUUGAAGGAAUCAGUGGAAAAUGUUGCAUCAGCUGAAGGGGAGUUGCAGGAUGGUGAAACAGAGCAUUCAUCCAGAGCAAUGAGCAUGUAACAUAAUUGCCACUGCAACUAUUGUUGUGAUUUGUAGAAUUAUUCUGUAAAAAUCAGAUUCAUAAUUUGGUGUAACUAACCUCCUGUAUAACACAGCAUUAGGUUCCGGGUACAAAGUUGAACGGAAAGAGGGAGAAAAAAAAAAGGAAAAAGGAAUAUGUAGCAUUGUUUCUCUAAAGCUGCAAAUUGUAUAAACAUCUGUUCUACUGCUCAGCAUUAGUCAAAAGAAUUUCC